UAUGCGAAGACCAGAAUUUAUAAGGAAGACUUUGGGGAUUUAUCGAUAUUUUUAGGACAUUAAAGUUUUUCUUGUGCCUGAUAGACGUCACAUCUCACAGCUUCAAUUCACUCAAUGUACAAAACAAAAAUUAUAUAUAAAUAUAACGUUUGUACUCCUGAAUUUUCUGAAAAUGUAACAACGUUAGAUUGUUUAACGAUAUAUAGUUCAUAUCUUGCUGUAAAUGACAUUAUAUGACUACGCAUCUGUCUGAGAGUUCAGCUACAGUUCAUAAAUUAAACUCCAUGAUUCAUGUUUGAAUUUGAAUAUAAAAAGUCGUCUGUUUGAUUUACUGAUGAGUAACGCAACUUGGAAAUUAAUCUAAUAUUGAACAUAAGUGACAUUAAAGUUUUUAAUUCACAUAUAUUUGAUGACGCAAAAAAUGUCAAAUUUUGUCUUGGCUCAUUUAAGCAAUAUUUAUAACUCAAGGAUAUGGAUAACGAUGAAACAUAUUUUAGUGAUCGCCAAUAUCCACACUGUUUCGUCACCCUUGGAGCUUCAGGAGAUCUUGCCAGAAAAAAGAUAUACCCUACACUCUGGUGGCUAUUCAGAGAUGAUCUUUUACCUGUGAACACGGUCUUCUUCGGAUAUGCCAGGAGCAAACUUUCUAUGUGUGACCUAAAUAAAAAUUGCGAGCCUUACAUGCACCUUAAGCCAGACGAGAGGAUACAAUUCGAGAAAUUUUGGAAUUUAAAUUAUUAUUUAUCUGGACAAUAUAAUUCCAAAACUGAUUUUGAAUUAUUGAACCAAAAAAUAGCAAAAUUUGAAACGGGAUCAAUUGCUAACAGAUUAUUCUAUUUGGCUAUACCACCAUUUUUAUUUCAAGAUGUUGCAACUCAAAUAAAAAAUACAUGUAUGUCAGAUAAGGGAUGGACUCGGAUCGUAAUUGAAAAGCCAUUUGGGCAUGAUUUGCAAUCAUCUGAAACACUCUCUCACCACUUAUCCUCUCUAUUCGAAGAAACACAAUUGUACCGAAUAGACCAUUAUUUGGGAAAAGAAAUGGUCCAAAACUUAAUGACGCUUCGAUUUGGUAAUAGAGUAUUUUACCCCACAUGGAACAGGGACAACAUUGCUUGUAUUCUCAUCAGUUUUAAGGAAUCUUUCGGGAUUGAAGGAAGAGGAGGUUAUUUUGAUGAAUACGGAAUUAUUAGGGAUGUAAUGCAAAACCAUCUUUUGCAAAUAUUGACCCUUGUUGCGAUGGAGAAGCCUGUUACUUUCGCACCUGAUGAUAUCAGGAAUGAGAAAGUCAAAAUAUUGAAGUCUACCAAAACCCUGGAGUUAAAUAAUAUAAUAUUAGGCCAAUAUGUCGGUGAUCCUCAAAAAGAAGGUGAUGCCAAACUUGGUUAUCGCGAUGACAGAACUAUUCCUAAAGAUUCAAUAACACCAACCUACGCUAUAGCAGUCUUGUUCAUCAAUAACGAGAGAUGGGAUGGUGUACCGUUUAUCCUUAGGUGUGGAAAGGCCCUUAAUGAACGUAAAGCUGAAAUUCGAAUCCAAUUCAGAGACGUUCCUGGAGAUAUUUUCGAUGGAAAAUCCAAGAGAAACGAACUUGUUAUUCGAGUACAACCGGAAGAGGCUGUAUACGUUAAAUUUAUGGUGAAAACCCCUGGAAUGGCUUUCGAUAUUGAAGAAACUGAACUUGAUCUAACUUAUAGCACCCGAUAUCAAAAUAUCAAAUUACCAGACGCUUAUGAACGUUUAAUUCUUGAUGUAUUUUGUGGGUCACAAAUGAACUUUGUACGUACCGAUGAGUUGAAAGAGGCCUGGAGGAUAUUCACUCCAUUGCUGAAUAGAAUUGAAAAUGACAAAAUCGUUCCUAUACCAUACAUUUACGGAAGUAGGGGCCCAAACGAAGCUGACGAACUACUGAUCAAACAUAAUUUCACCUACACAGGAACUUAUAAGUGGAAACCAAAAAUGUGAUUAAUCAAGUUAUUUACUGGUUUAAUCGCCUUAAUUUUUGUAAUAUGAAAAAAAUGAGAACACUCAGACUCUUAUUUUAUAUAUUUCUGCGUAUUUGUAAGAAACACAGGAAAUAUCACCUGAAGAAUUAUGCCCAUGUGAUGGAAAAAUACUGCCAAUUAUGUCAUUUA
Molecule: messenger RNA, 2132 nt
Organism: Leptinotarsa decemlineata (Colorado potato beetle)
Lineage: Eukaryota; Metazoa; Arthropoda; Insecta; Coleoptera; Chrysomelidae
Gene: Zw
Product: glucose-6-phosphate 1-dehydrogenase Zw
Biological process (GO): glucose metabolic process; pentose-phosphate shunt, oxidative branch
Cellular component (GO): cytosol
Molecular function (GO): glucose-6-phosphate dehydrogenase activity; NADP binding
Source: RefSeq, a predicted model, not a curated record